AUGAUAAAUGAAAUUGUUCAAGCUAUGCACAAUUUACACAAUGGCAUUGAUUUAGAUGAGGCGCAUCGAAUUGUCGAUAUUUUCUUAGCAGACGAUUUACGCUCAAAUAAAAAUGUUUGGUUCGAGCUAGUAACAAAUCAAGAUUUGGUUGUCAAAGGAUAUUCGUGGAAAUUCCUUGACAGUUAUAUCACCAAGAAUAGAUCAAAUCCAAUCUUCAUUGAAGCAGCAAAAGAGCUCGUAGAAACUGGAUACUUUCCUGAAGAGGAUUUCCAGAUUCAACACAUAAAAGCAGUAUGCAUUGCCAAUUUGAUGUUGAUUCAGUGCUCAGAUCGAAGAGUUCUGAAAAUUUAUGAGGAGUUCAUGAGAAAACAAUCUGCACAAAACGGGAUUGCGUUUGAGACUCUGGAGAUAUCCGUUUGGCAGUCGUUUUUCCAACAGACUCUUGGCCAGGAGCCGAUGAGUUCCAUGAAGUUAAUUCGCUCAACACUUGCAGAAACUGUAUUGACAACGAUUUUACGAGAAGUGGCAGCGAAACUCACAAAUUCUGAAAGAGCCGACCUACUGCCAGAAUAUCUCACUGCAUACUGUGGGCUUCUUAAUAGUUUGACGGAGUGCAUGGUAUUCUUUAAAUUAGAAAACGUCUAUGAGAUGCGGACUAUCUUCGAGCGAUUCAUCGAUCUUCGCGUUACAAUUCCUCAUAUUGAAGUAGCAUUUUAUGAAGCUUAUGGAAGAGUCUUCUAUCUUAGACCACCAAAUGUCCGGGAAAAGUUUAUUAGGCCACAAAUUUGUAAACUUAUGGAGGCCAUAAUGAUGCGCUACAAAAAUUAUGAAGGCAGAGAGGAUAAUUUAAAUAUCGUCGAUGAUGCAGCUCUUCAAUGCGUUCACGCAUUCUCUGAUUUCCUGGCAAAUGUUUACAUUGUUGUCGAGCAAACAUUAUACGGAGUUCAUAUCAUGCACAACAAAAUUGCUGGUAUUCUUAUGGAUGACUUAGCGUCGAAAUGCUUUGAAAGAAGAUCAUGCAAAUUAGCAAAAAUGUUAGAAAAGUGCUUUAAGUUGAUGAAGCGGCUUGAUUGUGUAAAGUGUGAUCAGGCGUCACUAAAUGAGCACCUUGGUCACAUAACAAGUUUUAUUGAAAGAAACUUGGAGAUACUUGAGAAUUCCUUCGAUGAACUUGUGGCGAACGUCCAGUUCUACGCAAGUAUGCUCAAAGUCAAAAGAGCUUCUUUGGAAUUUGUAAUGGCCAAGACUCCAUCGCUGGAUGCGCUUUUUCAAGGGAUCACGUUCUUUUUAAGCCGAAUUCAGAGAUUCCCUCAAAGUGCUGCUAUUAUUCACCCGCUUCUCGCAAUGACUCAUGGCAUAAUCGAGCGAAAUCUUGACACUUUGAAGUCGUCACCAUAUUUGAAUUCAUUUGUGAUUGACCUUGUUUCUUCUAUUAUUCCAUUGACCAGAUAUCAGCAAGCCCAUGCAUUGGAUCUUCGGCUUAUUCUCCACUGUGGGAAAAUCCGCAUGCGGCACGACACAUCGACGGCUUUUAGUGCUUGGCUGAUGAGAUAUGUAUCCGAACUAUUUACCUUUGCAGAAAUCAUCACAAAUUCCGAUAAAUUGACUGGGAUUCAUAGUUCAUAUGAUAUUGGUCCCACCAAGUCGGAGCUGUUCAUUAUUGGACUUGGUGAUUGCUGCAACACGGAAGGGGAUCAUAUCGGCGCUGAAACCAAUCCGAAUACCUUUUUCGAAGUAAUGCUAUUUGACAUAUUUCAAAAUAUUAACAUUAUUUGUGAGCGUUACUCCAAUAUUCUGGUGUCUGACGAUAUCAAGCCAAAGUUAUUCUCAAUGGUUUCAUUGCGACCUAGCUGCAGAAAUCUCAAUUACCGGUCCUGGUGCAGCAAACCAUUGCUGACAUUAGUGAGAGCUCUCCCAAUUCCAGUGUUGUCCCAUGAAUUGCAGACAUUCAUGAUUAAAACUCUGAACACGUCCCACGUAUUGGUGCAGAUUUAUGAAGAACAGGCGCAAUAUUUUGAUGGCGAUAUUCUUCCGGGGCUCUCAAUCGCGUUGGAAAAUUUGUCAAAACAUGUAUUCUUUUUGCAAGAACUGCUAUGCAACAACAAUAAAAGAUUAGUCAGCGAGAUGGGGGAGUUUGUGAUCAAGAAUAGAGAACUGCAUUAUCCAUUUGAACAAAGUUUCACAAGUAUUUGCAAAUGCCGAAUUGACAGCUUGCUUGCUCCAGUAACCUCAAUUAUGAAGUGUAUGGUUAUCUUCUCAAACAGUGCUGCUGAUGAACACAUUUCCUUGUUCUGUUUAAAUUUGAUAAAGCUUUUGCUUGUAUAUUACACCGAUGACGAAGACAACAGGAGUUGCGUUUUGAUCGCGCUAAACGAGUUUUUCAAUUGUCAACCCGAGUUGUGCUACCACAGAGCAAAUGCUCUACGUGAGUGCUUCCCCGAGCACUUUCCGGCCGACGUUGAAUUUCCGAAGUCGAGUUCUCAUGACUGUGCAGCGUUCACGUGGAGAAUAUUCAAUGUAUAUCAAGCGACUGCUAGUGCCGACAUGGCAAUGGAGAUUUAG
Molecule: messenger RNA, 2562 nt
Organism: Caenorhabditis bovis
Lineage: Eukaryota; Metazoa; Nematoda; Chromadorea; Rhabditida; Rhabditidae
Source: the annotation of a GenBank genome assembly